Molecule: messenger RNA, 1853 nt
Organism: Cyprinodon tularosa
Lineage: Eukaryota; Metazoa; Chordata; Actinopteri; Cyprinodontiformes; Cyprinodontidae
Gene: znf740b
Product: zinc finger protein 740b
Exons: 6
Coding region: 219-1058 (279 amino acids)
Biological process (GO): regulation of transcription by RNA polymerase II
Cellular component (GO): nucleus
Molecular function (GO): DNA-binding transcription factor activity, RNA polymerase II-specific; RNA polymerase II cis-regulatory region sequence-specific DNA binding
Source: RefSeq, a predicted model, not a curated record
CCGGGGAGCACUUCCGGUGAUAGUACUUCCUGUCAGUGUUUGUAAACUGAGAAAAAAUUGGAACCACGACAAGAAAUAUUGUUCCUAAAAACCGUAUAAUUCGAAAGGCUUUGGCCCCUGAUGAUUUGGGGGGGACUGUGGUCUCUCCUGUCACCCCCUCAUCCUGAGUGAAGCCCCCCCUCUAUCCCCUCAAACACACACGCAUUCAAACCACGGCGAUGACACACCAUUCCAAUUCAGUUCGAGACCAUAUGAAAUGGGCUGGGUUGCUGGGUUGUGAGGCGGUGUUGUCCAGCAUGGCCCUGAUGCAAGCCAACAACAUCCCAAGCCAGAAGAAGAUGAUGUCAUCCUCAGGUCACAGCCACAGGUCCAGUCCUGAGGGCCACCAGACGCACUCGCAGCACAGCCUAAACCAUCAAGGGCACCAAUCUCACCAUGGGCAAGGUCAUCACAGUCACAUGGGACAUGCUUCUGAAGGAAGCUGUCCUCCACUGGUGAGAGAAAUGCAGCUCACUUCUCCAUGCCUGAAGCUUAUCCGCAAAGAUGGGGAGUAUCACACAUCAAGGAUCAUUGAUGGGAAGGAUGUCCAGACAAACCAGAAUUCUCAGCCCAAGAAGAAGCACAAAAAGUCGUCCCACAAAGUGAAGGAGAAAGUGGAAGUGUUGAUUCCAAACAUGGAUAUGGAUGAUGACAGUUCCUUAAGAGUUCAGAAGAACUUCAUCUGUGAUCACUGCUACGGGGCUUUCCGGAGCAGCUACCACCUUAAACGACACAUUCUCACGCAUACAGGGGAAAAGCCAUAUGCUUGCGAUGCCUGUGAUAUGCGGUUUAUCCAGCGGUACCACCUGGACAGACACAAGAGAGUGCACAGUGGAGAGAAGCCUUAUCAGUGUGAUCGAUGCCAUCAGAACUUUUCUCGGACUGACAGGCUGCUGAGACACAGGCGACUGUGUACGACUGGUGUGAACAAAGAGGAGAACCAGUACUCCCAGGAGUCAACUGCCCAUACAGCUUCCUGGAGUCCCCUCCACCCCUCCAGCAACCGUCUCACUGUUUGACCCUCAGCUUCCGAAUCCCAGCAUCCAGCUUCACGACAUCACUGGAGUUUUACCCUUAAAACAACCUUAGCUGAAGACUCAUAACAACUAUGAAGUGGAGUUUGUACAUCUCAUAGACGCUAAGACAGAGAUGAACUGAUUUGGACAUAAGGUUAUGGCAGUGGGUGAACUGCAAAAAGGCAAUGCUUGGUACUUUGCAGAACUGCAAUCCUUUCGAACGACAUGCAAACCCACUCCUGCUUGCCACUUCACAGGGCAGACUCAAAUGAAAUAAUGUGGAAUUUCAGUAUAUUUCAGUUCAAAAUCAAAAAUCCUUCAUCAGCGUUCUACAGUUAAGAAAGCAUUACAGCUGGUUGCUGAUAUGUUUGUCAUGUAAAGUAUUUAUAUGGGUUUAUUUACACAAAAUUCAAGAAAGUCGAUUAUUUUGAUGCAUGGAGCAGAUUUCUUUUUUCAUCUAACUCAAAUAGAAACGAUUUAUCACAAACAUUUUGUUGUAGGAUCAACAUCCAGCAAAUUAUAAUUGGAAAAUUUUGCUCAAAAUAUAAUAGAAAUUCCCCAAAGGUUUUUUUUAUUCAUGUUAUUUUUAUAUUAAUCUAAUAUUCAACCUACUGCAUUCAGUCUCACUGCAUUUAAUGUCCAAACUGACUGAAGGCAUGCUUGGAUUAUGGGUUCCUCUUAAAAGAAACUUUCCAACCUACUUGGCUUUUUCUCACUUAGAUUAGUGUUUCCUGCUACUAUUUUUACCAGUGGUACUUUCACCACUACUUUUUUUUAUUUUAGUUUAUUUUCCCACCA